This is a messenger RNA of Globicephala melas (long-finned pilot whale), 749 nucleotides long. It is a transcript of the gene SECTM1, whose product is annotated as secreted and transmembrane 1. Lineage: Eukaryota; Metazoa; Chordata; Mammalia; Artiodactyla; Delphinidae. Gene Ontology annotation, molecular function: cytokine activity. Gene Ontology annotation, biological process: immune response. Gene Ontology annotation, cellular component: membrane. The record is from RefSeq and is a predicted model, not a curated record.
AUGUUGACCUCGGCAUCUCCCCUUCCCACUCCCAGGAUGCUCUGGGCCCUCCUGCUCUUGGCCACCUCUGGGACUGCUCAGAGUAGAGACUGGGACAGCCCCAGCUGCACCAAGGACGUGGUUUCUGUGUUCAGGGGCAAGCCAGCCGUGAUGGCCUGCAGCAUCACCAACCUCUUCUCCCACAUCAACAUCUCCCUGCGGACCUACCACGGGGAGAGCUGGCAGCUCAUCUUCAGUGUAAAGGCCCCAGGAAACUUCCGUCAGGAUGGAUGGCAGCUCUGGGUUAAAGGGGGCGAGGCGCACCUGGUGAUUGAAAAAGCCCAGGACACCCAGGCAGGGCAGUACAAGUGGAGUCUUGUCGGGCUCCAGAGAAACCUCAAAACCACCACCCUGAACGUCUCAGGUGAGGAGAGGAGCACCUUGACCCCCAGGUCCCGCCCACUCCCGACAGGCCCGGAGAUGCUGCUCCCCAGUCUCAGGCCUGACCCCGAAGACAGGAGCCAGGCCCAGGUGGUCCUCCUCAUCCUCGCCCUGGUCGCCCUCUCCGUCCUGCUGGUCUGCGUGCUGGCCUGGUGCAGAAGGUCUGGCUCCCCGAAGUUCUCCAAGCUCUGUCAGAUAAGGAGGCUCUGAGCCACAGUGGGGAGUCCUGUGCACCACGCACUGCACUACACAAAGAGCAAGUGAGGCGAGGGGCAGGCCAAGGACCAGGAAGCCUGGCAGCAUCCUGGCCUCUCGCUGACACGCAAGCC